ACAUAUAUAAAACUAUUUCCGAUUUGAAAAUAUACAUAAGAUUGAAGAUAAAUAAAAACGAGGGUAUGCAGUGAUUUACUGAGCAAAACAUGACGGCAAGGCAAUUACAAAUUGAACGAGUGCUUUUCCAGGUACAGAGUUUAUUAAGCAGGCCCGCAGUAGGAGUUUGUACUUGUGGUUGGGGAUGUAGAAUCUAUUCUACUUCUGCCACAGAAGACCAGAGACACGGAUGGACCCGGGCCAGCAGACGGAAAAAACAGACGGGACACGAUCCCAGUGACAACAAUCCUUCAUUAUUGGGCUCCAUUUUUCAAAAGAGCAACACAGGUUUCUUGAAGGAUGUGGGAUCCAAAAUGCCUCAGUUCUCCGCAGGAAGUUUUAGACUUAAAGCAAAACAACAGCAGUCAGAUGAAUUACAAGUAAAGGCAACGAGCAGUCGUUCACUGACGUCUGAUGACCUAGAGAGGAGGAUAAAAAAUCACAUCAAGGAAAUUGAGGAGGAACUACAAAACCUGAAGACGACGCGGCAGCACGAGGACAGGAAGUGGCACAAGUUCGUGCUCGGGAUCAUGCUGUGCUCAGGACUCAUAGUAUACAAUGUGUUUUAUAAAGAUGAGAAAAUGAGGUGGAAGUUCUCUAUAAAUGUUCCAGGAAAUCAGAUUUCUAUGGUUGGUCCCGAGAAGACAGGGGUCAAUUUCAGCCAUGUUAAAGGGAUUGAUGAAGUCAAAGAGGAAUUGGAGAUAGCUGUCAAAUUUCUGAAGGACCCUAAGAAGUAUGCAACUAUGGGAGCAAAAAUUCCCAAAGGUGUACUAAUGGUGGGGCCGCCUGGCUGUGGAAAGACCUUCCUCGCCAAAGCUGUCGCUGGCGAGGCGGGCGUGAUGUUCUUCUAUGCCUCAGGCUCCAGUUUUGAUGAGAUGUAUGUGGGGGUUGGAGCCAAACGCAUCCGAGAUCUCUUUGAAGCUGCUAAGGACCACGCCCCCUGUAUUAUAUUUAUUGACGAGAUUGACAGUGUGGGUGUUAAGAGAACAGACAAUAACAGCUUUGCCUACCAGACACUCCAUCAGCUUCUUAAUGAAUUAGACGGGUUUGAUAAUGAAACAGGAGUGAUUGUGAUAGCCGCCACUAACAGAUCAGACUUCCUGGACGAUGCCUUAGUCAGGCCAGGUCGAUUUGAUGUCGUUGUCUCUGUGCCGCUGCCGGAUCUUAAAGGCCGAGAGGAAUUGUUCGAACACUACCUUGACAAAGUCCGCUGUGACAGCUCUAUUGAUGUGAACAAACUUGCCAGGGGGACGUUUGGAAUGUCAGGUGCUGACAUCAGUAACAUUGUUAACCAGGCAGCUUUCCAGGCGGCUCGAACGGGAAAAACAGAGGUGUCCAUGACAGACAUGGAUUUUGCUAAAGAUAAGAUUAUGAUGGGGGCGGAGAAGACGGCUAAAUUAACAGACCAGAAGAUGAUCGAGGUGAUGGCUGUCCGCGAGGCGGCGCAUGCCAUUGUAUCGUACUACACCAAACACACAGUACCGCUGUAUAAAACAACGAUACUGAGGAGAGGGACUAAUCUAGGACAGACACAAGUGUUGCCCAGUAAGGAGAUCUACAACCAGACUAAAGAAGAGAUUUCGGCCCGACUGGACUUCUAUAUGGCGGGGCGAGUGGCUGAAGAAUUGGUGUUUGGCAAGGACAACAUCACAACUUUGAGUGCCCCUUCCAUCAAGAGAGCAACAGAGUUAGCCAAGGCCUACGUUACACAGUGUGGGAUGUCGGAGAAGGCAGGGAUCCGUGUGUACUCCAGGGCAGAAGAAGCACUGACCAGUCCAGAGUACCAGGACCUCAUUAACCAGGAGAUCAAUCGAUUACUCAAGGAGGCACACAAAAGGGCCCAGACGGUCCUACAGAAGCACAGAACAGAACUGACUGCUUUAGCAGAGAACCUAAAGAAAUACGAAACACUUUCCAAAGAGGAGGUGGAGACCAUAUUACAAGGGAAGUCACUCAAGAAAUAGGGUCUCUAUGCUGUACAGUGAAAUAUAAUAAAAAGUAUGUGGUAAAGACUUGGAUGACUUCUUUAAAUCAUGUGUUAGAAGAUCUUCUGUCAGCGGAGGUUAGAAAGUAAGUGAUAUGACACUGACGUCAUGGACAUGGGAAUAGAAAGAUUUCCUAAGCAGUGGAUUGUUUGUCUGUUAUUCCUGCAUUGUUUAUUACACGUGGGUUUUUUUUUUUCAUUGGAAUAAAAUCCAAAGGAAGGUGAUAAGCUGUCGAAUUUAAUUCUGUUAUUUGAAUCCUAGCAACACGAGGUAAAAGAUAUGAAUUGUAAAAUUUUUGAGUUGUUCCAUAUGAAAAUGUACAUUAUAAAAUUAUUUAGAUAUGUUUAUUGUGAAAAUAGGCAUGGGCUGUGAAAUAAAGGCAUUUUGCUCUGA
Ostrea edulis (European flat oyster) is the source of this 2417-nucleotide messenger RNA. RefSeq names its product ATP-dependent zinc metalloprotease YME1L1-like. Gene Ontology annotation, biological process: protein quality control for misfolded or incompletely synthesized proteins; mitochondrion organization. Gene Ontology annotation, cellular component: mitochondrial inner membrane. The record is from RefSeq and is a predicted model, not a curated record. NCBI's taxonomy places the organism in Eukaryota, Metazoa, Mollusca, Bivalvia, Ostreida, Ostreidae. Gene Ontology annotation, molecular function: ATP-dependent peptidase activity; ATP hydrolysis activity; ATP binding. The coding region runs from base 90 to 2003 and encodes 637 amino acids. The transcript has 19 exons.